This is a messenger RNA of Aspergillus niger, 468 nucleotides long. RefSeq lists its product as hypothetical. The record is from RefSeq and is a predicted model, not a curated record. The coding region runs from base 1 to 468 and encodes 155 amino acids. The transcript has 2 exons. Lineage: Eukaryota; Fungi; Ascomycota; Eurotiomycetes; Eurotiales; Aspergillaceae.
AUGUGCUUUAUCGUCUCCAUUCUUCACUCAGCUACCAUCAUGAACUUGUAUAGGCCCCUGGUCGGACAAUCUCUGUCUACCCCCACCGAUCCAAGUAGCGAAUGCAUAAGUGCGGCGCGGAGCUGCAUUCAGGCUGCAGAGCUGAUCCGCGAGCGGGUGCCUCCCUCCCAUCACCUGGCCUUCUGCGUGCAGUAUCUCACCAUCUCCGGCAUUCUAUUGUGGACUAUGGAGGACCCACAGACAGAAAAGCCAUCUUACCAUCUGACCGACGUCUAUCAAGCCCUACAAUCUCUGAUUGAGUUGGAGUGCGUCUGGCCCUGCGCUAGCCGUGGCCGUGCAAUUCUGGAGCGUCUUUUGCAGCAUCCCCGGGGGGACGCGAGCUCUUAUCUGCCCUCUUUGCCCGUACUCGACGGACUUUGGGAUCCCUUUCCAUCUACUGACACAGAUAUGGCUUUUGGUGGCCUCUAA